This is a messenger RNA of Bacillus rossius redtenbacheri, 7345 nucleotides long. RefSeq lists its product as uncharacterized. The transcript has 5 exons. The coding region runs from base 2546 to 4837 and encodes 763 amino acids. The record is from RefSeq and is a predicted model, not a curated record. NCBI's taxonomy places the organism in Eukaryota, Metazoa, Arthropoda, Insecta, Phasmatodea, Bacillidae.
UUGAUAAAUCAGUCCUGGUUUCAUGGAGAUAUUGGGAAAAAAUGAUAAUGGCCACAUAGUAAAGGCAGUGAAAGUGGGUUGUGCAGGUGAACUAAUAGAGGAAAUUUUGGAAGUUCUGCCUAGGUUUCGAGAACAUGUCAAAAUCAAGCGCAUACAAAGUGAAGCGUUUGAAAAUGAUAAGAAAACAUGUAGAGUUCUACAAGUUGAUUUUUCAAUGGCAUAUUCGUGUAAGUACCAAAAUGAGAUUCAGUCUGCUUUAUGGUCGCGUGAAAGUGUGCAACUGUUCACUGCUGCUUUAUUUGAGGGAAACAAAUGUACAAAAACUUUCCUGAUCUACUCUGACACCAAAGAUAAAGGAAAAAAUACUGUGUAUUACUUUAUAAAUGAGUUGUACGACUUAAUUUUUGCAACUCCAAACACAAUUAAUGAAUUUGAAGAGAUUAUAUUUAGUGAAGGGCCAUCAUCUGAGUUUAGAAAUAAAUUUAUGGUAAAGUUACUAACAGAUUUAACACAUAAGUUUGCCAAAAACUUUACAUGGAAAUAUUUUGGUACUAGCCAUGGAAAAGGAGUUGUGGAUGGAGUCGGAGGAAGAGCUAAAUCGCUAGUAUGGCAAAAAUCCAUGAGUAAAGCUGAAAAUUUUGUAAUACAGAGUUCUUCAGAAUUUGCCAGCGCUGCUUCUCAACUUAUGCCUUCAACAAAAGUGCUUCAUAUUAGCCAAAGUGAGAUAGACAGUUUAAUCAAAACCGUCACACCAUGGUCAGCAGUCGGUGCAGUUCACUGUAUCCAGAAGAUUCAUGUUGUUAAAAGUGAUGUUGAUGGUAUAGUUUCCUUUUUCCAUUCAAACUCAGAUAAGCAUCCUAGUUUUGUUGUAAAUAAUGACAUUCAUGAUGUGAAUGAUGGAAUGUUAAGCUUAAAUAAAGGAGAUUGGUGUAAAGUAAUUUACGAUAACAAUUAUUUCCCAGGCGAAAUGCUCAACAUCUCUCAUUCUGAGAUUCAAGUUAGUGUAAUGAUUCCUUCAGGUAACUACUGGAAGUGGCCUUCGAAACCAGACAUUUUAUAAAAUGGCCAAUGUGAAGAAGAGUCUGGCUCCACCAGAAGUAACUGGCUAACGAGGACAAUUUAAAUUUAUUGAUUUUUGAAGUACUGUACCAUAUGUCUUAAUAUUGUGAAAUGCUUAUGAUAGAUUAUUUGUAUGUUUGCUGUUUAUGUAGUGUAUAUAUAGAAUUUAUAUAAAUAAAUUGUUCUAGGAAUUGUUCCAGGUAAAUAAGUAUGAGACAUCCUGCAUAUGUUAAAACAUUUCAUAAACCUUCUAAAUGAAUGUAUGAUUCAUCUAAAGUAUUUGGUUUUAAUAAGGGAAUGAAAUUAUGCUGAGUGACUUUGGUCACAUACGUAACAGAUGUUCGUAACACACGUAACAUCAAUACAUGAGUUCAUUGUGAAAGUACUAGGAAAACAAUAUGUUUUAUGUUAGUGUAUAUUAUUAGUCCAUACAGUGGAAUACAUCACUAUAAUUUUUAUUUUAUGCAAUAAGAUUCACAGUAAAAAUGUAACUUUCAUAGAGUGCAAGAUAUUUCAAAAUCUCUGAGUCACACAUGUAACAAAAAAGUAAAAUCCUUUAAAAAAUACUUAGAAAUUUAAUUAAUCUGUUCCAAGCAUCAAGUUUUAUUAACAAAUGUCUAAAGUGUCCAUAAAUCAUGUUUUGAACAAGAAAGCAACAAUCUUAAAUGUAAAAAGACAAGAUCAAACACAAAAAAAUUUCCUCCAAAAGUCACACACAUAACACUGGUUUGGUCCACAUAUAAGCAUAUGUAUUUCAUUAAAAUCUCUUUUUUUUCCACUGUAUCUUUGCUUGUUUUACAUUUACUGCUGAGUAAAUUUAGAUGUGCUUUGACAUGAACACAAUGUAGUAUUUAAAUUGAAUGGUGUUAUGCAGAAGGAGACCAACCCUCAAAAAUAAAAAAAAUGGGUUACAACAAUGUCUUGAAAGUGAAAUUUUUAUUCUGUAUUCUGCAAAAAACACCCAACCCAUAUCUGCAUUGUGCUGCCUUCUGUGUUCGAUAAAACUAACCCACAUUGAUAUCAUUCGUAGAGUAAUAUUCUGCAUAAACCAUCCAUGUUCCUUGGUCAACUAAUUACUUAUACUACUUUCACAUGCCAUUCUGCAGAAAGAAUCCAUGUGGUUUGGUUGAUUAAAUUCCAUGUUUAUUUUAUCUUCAGAAUUUUUCAGAAACUAUCCAAGUGGGUUGGUCUGUUACUGCAGAUCAUUCUUUCGCCUUGUUAUUUAUCUUUGGAAUUUUUCAGAUUCCAUCCAAGUGGUUUGGUUAGUUUCUUCUAAACACACUGGCCUAUUUAAGUACACCUACACCCAUUUUAUCUAUGUUUAUUAUUUCCAUAAUUUAAUUAAUAUUGUAAUAUAAAUGAAUUAUGUGCUAUGGAAUUUCUUGUGGGCUCAUGUAAAUGUUGCCAGCACUGCUAAUGUUGCUAGCACUUUUUUACUUUUGGUGGGAAAGUUUGUUUACUGUAUAGUCUAAACCGGUCUGUUAUAAUGGAUGCACAAAGUAGAGGAAAAUUUCUUGUACAGCUUGCCUUAAAAACAUUUGCUGAGCAAAGUAAUUACAGUCCUGAGCAAAGUAAUGACAGUCCUGAAGAUAUUUCACCAGAAAAUUUAAUAAUACAGGAAGUACCAGACAAGGAGUCACAUGAGUCACAUAUAGUAGGCCAACAUUUUGAAAAUGUGCUUGAAGAAGAGGAGAUACUUUUUUCUGGUGUUGUAAAUGAAGAAGGUAUUCUAAUCACUCACGAGGAAGAAGUGUAUACCUCAUUGCCACCAACAGAAGAAUUUCAAGAGAACACUGAGACCAUUCCCGUAUCUGCUGAACAUGUAGAAGAUGCGUUUCCUGUACAUGUGUCAGAUUCCAUUGCUGAUGAAAAUGGAGAGAAAAAUGAUACUGAGUCUAAUGUCAGUCAUGAUGUUGAUUAUAAUAAAAGUCAUCUACAUCAUUUUCCUGGUGACUCAUCAUUUGAUUCCAGUGGUGGGGAAAACCCAGAGGAAAACUGCAAAACAGGGCGAAAGUCAAGAGGAAGAAAAAGGAAAAUUGAAGAUCAGUCUAGGAGUGAAAGGAAGAGGAAACGAAAUAGCAACCAAUCCUACUACAACUACAAGUACAAGCAUGUAGCACAUAAAGUGUUUGAAGAUUAUGAAUGUCACUGCCCUCUCCAGUGCAAUCAGAAAGUGGGUCUUGAAGAGAGGAAGAUGGAAUUUGACAGAUUCUGGAAGUUGGGUGAUUACACAGCACAAAAUACAUAUAUAGGGAGCCUUGUAACAGAAUACCCUAAAAAGCGACAGUAUGGACGUGAUCCGAAAAAGAAGCAGUUUUCGAGAAUUUUUCGUUUAUCAUCAGUACGAGUAUGUAGAAAUAUGUUCUGCAAGACAAUAGCUAUCUCUCCAUGCAGGGUUAACACGGCACUUAAAAAAGUGAAUGGUCGCCUACCUUUAAAUGAUCAAAGAGGAGUUCAGCAAGGAGGCUGGAACAAAACAUCUGACAUCAAAUUGGAGAAAGUUAUAGCCCAUAUUAAAAGUGUACCAACAUACACCUCACACUAUUGUAGGGACAGUGUUUCUUCUAAAUAUUUGCCACGAGACAUGACACUGGAGAAGAUGUACAGUGCUUACAAAAGUGAAACAGAAUACCCUGUGAGCCUUGCCACCUACAAAAGAGUAUUUUACGAUAAAUUUGACUUAAAAAUCAAACCUCUAAAAAAAGACACGUGUAACAAAUGUGAUACAUUACAUAACCAGAUUCAGUGUGGCAACGAAAACAGUGCCGAAGUUAAAGAAGAGCGCCAAAAUCAUCUUCAAAUUGCUACUGAUGCACAAACCAUGUUGAAAAGUGACAUGAAACUUGCAAAGGACUGUGCUGAUAUUGAAUGUCUCACUUAUGAUAUGGAGAAAACAUUACCAUUACCUCGUAUCCCAACCAGUAUAAUGUUUUAUAAACGACAGUUAUGGUUAUACAAUUUGGGAAUACAUAGUGGCAAAGAUGAAAAUGGUUACUGUUAUGUAUGGCUAGAAGGAGAAGCAGGUAGAGGAGCGCAGGAAAUUGGUUCUUGUCUCCGCAAGCACAUCACCAGUACAUUAAAUUCUGAUGUUGAAACACUAAUCCUGUGGUCAGAUUCUUGCGGUGGACAAAACCGUAAUAUCAAGAUGGUUCUUAUGAUGAAAGAAAUUUUACACAAUCAUCCACGAUUGAAAAAGAUAAUACUUAGGUACUUGGUUUCUGGGCAUAGCUUUCUCCCUAAUGAUAGGGAUUUCGCAGAUAUUGUGAGAGCACUCAAGUACCAACAAAGGCUCUACACACCUGCAGAUUACAUCGAUGUUAUGAAGACAUGCAGAAAAAAGAAACCUCUCAUUGUUUCCAAAAUGAACCCUGGAGACUUUCUUGGAACCAAAAGGAUUGAAGGUUCUAUUACUAAUAGGAAAAUGUCUGAAGACAAUCGGAAAGUCAGUUGGCUUAAUGCCAGACAAAUUACACUAAAGCGCGAAGAACCAUUCCUUCUGUACAUCACUACAGAUUUCAAAAGUGAAGAUGAACUUGUAAUCAAUAUUAAAAAAAGUACUAGGGGAAGGCCUAAAGCUGAUGAUAUUUGGAAGCUGAUUCCACUGUGGCCAAAUGGAAAACCCAUAACAGCUGCAAAAUCAGCUGACAUCGAAUCCAUUAAACAUCUCAUUCCAGCUGAUGCAGUAGAUUUUUAUAGAAAUCUUACGGCCGCCAAUGAUGCUCAGGAAGAUGAUGUAGAUGGAUUCAACAAUACAUUGGAUUUUGACAUUCAGGAGUGAAAUGUUAGCUAACAUGUAUUUCGUGUUAUAAUUUUGAUGUUCUCUAGCUUAAUGUGUAUUUAUAUUCCUUAGACUAUUCAAUGUCAAGAGAUCAGUAUUUUUAAAAAAAUAUAUUAUGUCCAAAUAAUUUUUGUUGUAAACCAAAUUAUUUUGUGAAUAUAUUUGCUUAAUACUAUAAAAAUUAAACAGGAAUAAAAUAAUUCCAACUGCCAAGUUUUGGUUUACUUUGCAGUAUUAUAAAAAUAUGCAUUUACUAAAGAUCUUCAACCCGUAUUUAAAUGUUUAAACUGUGUAUUAUGUAAGAUUCGGCAUUUAUAAAAUUAUAUGUGAUGGUUCAGGAAACAUGUACACAAAUUACAUAGGUACUAUUUUCUGCAGAACAUAUUUUACUGGGAUUCAGCAAAUUUGCAGAAAAAGACCAACCCACAUUUACUUGUAAUAAAAUAUUAAGGACUAUUUUUUUUUAAUUAAAUAAUUUUGAGAACAAGAUAUAUACUCAUCCUAAUAAUCUAAUUUAAAUUUCAUAUUCAUUGUUGAGUCUCAAAAUAUUUCAAAGAGCAGUGACUUUAAAGCUAGUGUUCUCUCUUUUGAAAUUUUGUGGCAUGGAUGGCUUCUGCAUAACACCAUUCAAUUGUUAAUACUUAAAACAGUUACAGGACUAGAAGGUCUUCCAAAACUGCAGUUGCUUCAAUUGUUAUAUGAUUUUUUUUUGCAUUUGUAAAAAAAUUAAUUAUUUUUUAAUUGUUUUGCAUAUAUUUAUAUUCAUUAUUGAAAACUUAGUCCCGAAAUUAGUUUCUGUACAAGAUAUUUUAUCAUGUAUCUCACAGAUACAGUGCGAGCACAUUUGUCUAACAGUGGACGCGAGUAAUGGAGUGCUAACAUGGAAAUAUUCAUAUUUGCUGUUGGUCGUAUUGAAUUUUUACUAUACUAUUUAUUGUGGGUAGGUGUAUCAUUGUUGUGAUAGCGAAUUUAUGGACAACUUUCUGUUGUGAUAUUUCACGCUCAAAGCUGCUUGUAAACAUUAACGAAUCUAUUUUUCAUUUCUAUAAUAACAGGUCAAUAUAUAGGCUGAUUUUUAUGUUAUUACUGACAUUGGUAAUUGUUUCAUUACAAAAAAAAUGUUAGUGGACUAACAAGUACCGUUAGGCAGAUAGAUGAACUUCAGUGCAAUAUGGUAAGCUAGUUAUUUUGUGCUACAGUUUGUAAACAAACAUUUUAACUUCUGCAGAACUAUUUUUCUGAUGCUGAACUAUUGGUUUUUGGUGAACGUUUUAUAAAUCAUGCCUCCACUGAUUAGCAAGUUGAGAAAAAAACGUACAACACAUAGAAAACAUUCCAGAAGAUAGUUUAUUGACAGAUAUCGAAAAUGACUUCGACGAGGACUUCGACAUAUCUACUAAUGAUGACAAUAUUUUUAAUUCUAUUUUUAGUAGGGAAAUAGAAAAUAUGGGAAUAGGAAAACAAUUCUCCCAGAUGACAGUGAAAAUGAAGACGCUGACGACAAUGUUGUUCCUGGCACUGGAGAAGACAACAUUUUUUCAGACAAUUGUUCACUUUCCCAACCAACCACUUCAAAAGAUAACAGUGAAAAAAGUAAAACCUUGCCAGAGUCGCAGCGCAAUCGUAGAUGGAACAAGCUACAUACACAUGAAACUGUUGUACCUGAAUACGAUUUAGAUGAAGGUGUUGCAGAAGGUGUUUUUGAAGGCUGUGAGUUGGCUACAGAUGUUUUUAUAAAACUCGUGGAGGGUAUGAUAAAUGAUAUAGUCUAUCAAAGCAAUUUGUAUGCCACCCAAAACAACAAAACUUUGAACCUCAAGCCCCAAGAACUGUACGCCUUUAAAGGAAUCAACUUUUUAUGGGCUACCAUAGAUUGCCGAACUGGAGGCACUAUUGGUCCACAGCCAAUGACUUAGGAGUGGCAUUAGUGUCAGAAACCAUGAGCCGAAAUAGAUUUGAUGCUAUUUUGAGCUCACUGCAUGUCAACGACAAUUUAAGCAUUCCACAAGGAAACAAAAACAAACUAUACAAGCUAGAGCUAAUGAUACGUUACCUGAAUCAAAGAUUUAGGGAAGUGUAUCAUGGCACACGUAAACUGUCAAUUGAUGAGUCAACAAUUUUAUUCAAGGGACAUUCUGGUAUGAAACAAUAUGACCCCAUGAAGCCCAUCAAAAGGGGAUAUAAGAUAUGGUGCUUGGCCGACAGUAGAGGGUAUAUAAAAAUAUUCAGUAUUUACCGAGGGAAAGACAAAGAAUUACAGGAAGAGUUUGGCUACGGGUUAGGAGAACGGGUUGUUCUGUCACUAUGUAAAGAAGAGUUGAACAAGAAGAAAAUAGUCUUCUUUGAUAAUUAUUUUACAUCCAUCCCUCUCCUUGAGAAGCUUCAAGUGGAAGGGACAUCAGCAUGUGGGACAAUCCAUUCCAAUCGAAAAGGACUCCCAUCACUUGUCUAAGACAAGGCGUUGCAGCGGGGAGAAUUUGAUUGUAGCUUCUCUACCACUGGAAUUGG